This is a messenger RNA of Prorocentrum cordatum, 678 nucleotides long. NCBI's taxonomy places the organism in Eukaryota, Dinophyceae, Prorocentrales, Prorocentraceae. The record is from the annotation of a GenBank genome assembly.
AUGUCUGACCAAGUUGCUACACAGAUGUGUUUCCUCGUGCGGGUCGCAUCUGUGGGAUGGCCCCUUGCGAUGAUGCCGGUAGCGGCUGAAUCAGCAUUCAAGUCUGCUUACAGCACUAGGGCGCUGCCCGAUCUCUUCACACGAUUCGCGGAGAGCAUGGAUAUUAAUUUUCCGCCUCCGCGAGACGCCGGGGAGGAUCCAAUCGUCGUCAAAGUCGAUAUUACCUUCAAUCACUUAGUGAGCAUAACUCCGACGGAGGAAGCAGUAGAAUUGAGUGCGUGGUACCACCUGUAUUGGAAUGAUGAGCGUCUGGUCUACAAUGAUUCUCAGGUUUUUGGAAGCGGGUGGAAUUCCGAAGGCGACUAUGUUGCAAUACCUCCAAGACUGAUCUGGACACCAGAUAUCGUGCCGUACUACCCUGCAAGAGUAGACUCGGACAGUACAUUUGCAAACAAUGCGUACGCCUACCUUUUCGACUUAGAGUUUUUGAGGGCGAAUGGGUACAAUGCUCACUGGGUUCGUCCUGCGAAUAUUAAUUUUCAUUGCGACAUUGACAUGUCAAACUUUCCAUGGGAUAGUCAUGUCUGUGCCUUGAUCGUUGGGCCCUGGCAUGCGAAGGCAUCAAAUCAUCGUUUCCUGCACGGGAAUAUGCUGGCCCACGGAGAUGAAAGUAAUUAA